Molecule: messenger RNA, 874 nt
Organism: Micropterus salmoides (largemouth bass)
Lineage: Eukaryota; Metazoa; Chordata; Actinopteri; Centrarchiformes; Centrarchidae
Gene: csrp3
Product: cysteine and glycine-rich protein 3 (cardiac LIM protein)
Exons: 6
Coding region: 19-687 (222 amino acids)
Biological process (GO): sarcomere organization; cardiac muscle contraction; muscle tissue development
Cellular component (GO): Z disc; cytoplasm; nucleus
Molecular function (GO): actinin binding; structural constituent of muscle
Source: RefSeq, a predicted model, not a curated record
CACCGGUGGACUGUGGUGAUGGCAAGAUGGACGGUAUUUAAACCGCCCAGGAGCGUUCACUGCCACGGUAGGACCGAAGCACACAGGCUCAGGCUCGGAUUCAAGAUGCCAAACUGGGGAGGGGGUGCCAAAUGCGCAGCCUGUGAGAAGACGGUGUACCAUGCAGAGGAGAUCCAGUGCAACGGGAGGAGCUUCCAUAAGACCUGUUUCAUCUGCAUGACCUGCAGAAAAGGACUGGACAGCACCACGGUUGCAGCGCAUGAGUCUGAGGUUUACUGCAAGUCUUGUUAUGGCAAGAAAUAUGGGCCAAAAGGCUACGGAUACGGGCAAGGAGCUGGAGCUCUGAGCUCUGAUCCCCCUGGACAGAAUGUAGACCUGCAGCCUCAUGACUCUAAACCACGACCAGCUUCUUCAAACUCCAAUGCCAAUAAAUUUUCCCAGAAGUUUGGAAGUUCAGACCGCUGCCCUCGCUGCUCCAAAGCCGUCUACGCAGCAGAGAAGGUCAUGGGAGCAGGAAAGCCCUGGCAUAAAACCUGUUUCCGCUGCGCCCUUUGUGGUAAAAGCCUGGAGUCGACCACAGUGACAGACAAGGAUGGAGAGCUGUACUGUAAAGUUUGCUACGCCAAAAACUUCGGUCCAAAAGGAUUUGGACUGGGAAACGCUGCCAUGUUGGAGGAACAACAGUGAACAUUUCUGGUUUUUAGAAAUGUGUGUGCGGCACACGGCAGCUGUUUGAGUGGAGACUCAGCCUUUACCUCUACAUUGGAUGAUGUCUGCAAUACAUGAUAGAUGCCAUAUCGGGCUGGGCUGGUAAAAUAACAGUCGAGCAACAUUUGUAAGCUCGCUAUUAUCUUGAAAAUUGGGUAAAAAGAUA